Molecule: messenger RNA, 1356 nt
Organism: Leptopilina boulardi
Lineage: Eukaryota; Metazoa; Arthropoda; Insecta; Hymenoptera; Figitidae
Product: protein PFC0760c
Exons: 3
Coding region: 90-1220 (376 amino acids)
Biological process (GO): ribosomal large subunit biogenesis
Cellular component (GO): nucleolus
Source: RefSeq, a predicted model, not a curated record
UAUUAUUGGAGUUCAAUAGGAGUUUUGUCCUUCAGAAGUAAACACGUGCACGUGUAGAUAUAUUUUAUAAUUACUGAACUAUUUAAAUAAUGACAAAAGUUAGAAAAGUAAAGAAAAGGAAGAGAUUUCAGGCAAAUGUGAACCGAAAACGACUUCGAAAUAAGUUAAAUAAACUUCCAACAAUAAAAUGUAAACAAAUCAAAGAUGCUUGGGAGGUUAAAAAGUCAAUUAAAGGAAAUUUAAAAGAUAUGGGUUUGGCAGCUGAUCCUAAUGAAAUUUUUAAAAUUCCUAAUACAAAGAGACAAGAAAUUGAAAAUGUUAGUAAAGUUAGAGCGACAGAAAAUUUUAUUGAAGAAAAUCUGAUUAAAAACCCACCAUUGAAGGUCCAUGUUGCUGAAAGUUUGGAGAAAGAAGCUAAAACACCAAGAGAAAGAAUGUUUAAAUUGCCCAAAAAUCAAGUACAAUUUAUAACAUACAUGAUGGAUAAAUAUGGAGACGAUUAUAAGGCAAUGACCAGAGAUAAAAAGAAUUAUUAUCAAUUGACUUGGAAACAAAUUCGUGCAAAAGUAAACACAUUUAAAAAUAUUCCUGAACAAUAUGCUGAAUAUUUGCUUGAAAAAGGAGAAAUAGUUUUAGAUGAUCCAACAUCAUUAGCUGAAUCAAAAAAACAACAAGCUUUAGAAAAUUUUCAAAAACAUUGUAUUUCAAAGAAACCCAAAAAAGAAAAGAAACUUUUUGCUGAAUGGGAAGAAGAAUCAAUUCAACCUAUACAAGAUUCAGGUGAAACUAAUUCCGAUACUAAUUUAGAAGAAGAUAAUAAUGAUACAAUUCAGAAAAAAUUAAAUCUUUUCCUCGAUGAAGAAAAUGAAAGUGAAAAUAAAUCUCCAAUAAAGGGAAAAGGAACUGUGAAUGAAGCAUCAAAUGGAAUUCUUGAAUUUAAAUCAAAAAAAUCUAAAAACAAUUCAAAUAAUCCUUUAAAAGAGGAAAAAAUAACCAAAAAGAGAACAGCAGAAGAAGAAAAGAAAAUUACUAAAAGAGCAAAGAAAUUAGAGAAAUCAGCUUCUAGUGAUAGUGAAGAUGAAAAUGAAGUUGAACUUGAUGGAGAGGAAGAUAAUUCUGAAUUUGUUAAUUUAAGUGAUUUGAGCAGUGAUGAAUUAUCCGAUGAUGAUGUUUUAGAUGACGGAGAAUUUGUCACAGAUUCCAAUGAUGAAAGCGACUAAAAUUAUCAAAAAACGAGCAUUUUUAUUACUUAAUAUUUAUAUUCAUUCUUGUUUUAUGUUGUAUAAAAAUCAUGAUUAUUUGUUAAAACAUAAAAGUACUCAGAGUUUGAAGUAAUAAAUAUUGUUUUAUAUAAUA